GGUAUCACGCAGACAAAAAACAAAAAGUUUUAGUUCGGCAAUGGAGCUGAUAACGUAGUGGAGUCUGCGCAAUUUAUAAGUUUCCAUUCGCGGGACAUUUCCCUUUUUUUUGGUUCCAAUAAAUUGCAAGAUCCUGUAUAAGGCUCUCCAUAAUAAAGUUAGUAACUCUUUCUAUGAACUUUAAUUAUACGAGUUUGAAAAAAAUAUUUUCUGUUGAUUUGAUAUUUCAUAUUUAGUCAGCUUUGUCUGCUAAAGUUGUUAACAUUGGUUUAAAGCAUGAAGAACCUCCAGCAAAGCCUUUAUUUGUUAAGUUUAAUAACAUGUGUCUAUAUUACAAUCUGCUCUGGUGUUUCUGAUGAAGUUGGUGGAGAAGGGGUGGUCGUAAACAUGACCCGUGCCAAAGGAAAUUUCCACCCUGUAGAUUCUAAUCUUACUAGAAAAGAAUAUUAUUGGUUGAUUACACCAAGCGAAGAGAAACAUCAUCCAAAAGGGAUUUUUUUGUUUUUCGCGUCACUUUUUCUUCAUGAAGAUGACAUGGUCACUGUUUAUAAGACUCUAGAUGAGGCUGAAAAUAGUACAAAUUCUAUUGUCGAACCUAUCCGUGCUCAGAACGGUUCUGUUACAAUUAUGACUGAUUUGCACAGCUUGGUUGUAAAACUUCAAGGAAAUACUACAGAUUACAUAAGGCAGUUUCAAGGUUAUUAUUCUUCUGAUGAAUGCUCCGUGGAUAUUACCCCUGAUGUACAUAUCAUCCAUUCACCCAUUUACAUAGGGAAAAAUAGCUCUGUUCAGUGUGACUAUACUUACAAUCAUGUACAGAAAAAGCGUAUAAAACCUGUAUUCCAGUUUGAUGUGUACAAUUACACAAAAUCUUCAGUUCAAUUAACGCAAACAACUUAUCCUUUUAGUACAUACAAUAAAGUGAAUCCUAUGGAUUUUUUCCCUGAUACUGCUCACAAUUCUAUGACAAUUACUGUCGACGUCAAAGAUAAAGAUGAAAAGUUUCGUUUACUAGUACGCCAAGUUGAUAGUGCUUGCAGUCAGUACAUCCGCCUUAAUGGUGUGUAUCCAACUCCAAUUGCAUCACCUAAGUAUGUUUUGGAUAAUGGAACUUUUGGAGAUGAAUGUUUAUGGAUUAUCGAGCAUGGCGAUGGAAAAAAAAUAUUAGGUGUAGCUUUCAUUGAACUCUAUUUAUCCACUGUAUUGGACAUAGUAUCAAUAAACGACGGAGCAUCUUUUGUUUCUCAACCUUUGUUUCAAGUUACAGCCUCACAUGCAAAUACUUCCAUGAAUCAAUUGAUACGGUCAUCUGGUCCAUAUUUGUGGAUAAGUUUUAAACCGAACAGCUUUAUUUCAGAAAUAAAAGCCAAUAUCACUGUACAUGGGCAAGGUGGACAUUAUGUAGACAGUGGACACAUAAGAAUGCAAGAAACAGUUGGCAACGAUACAAUAUUCAUGCUGGAUGUCAACGAAACGGAAGUUGUUUUGUUAAACUUCACUGUAUCUGCGUUUAAAUCACCUGCUACUUUGACUAUCUAUGAUGGGUUUGAUUUAAGCAAUGUGAUCACAACUCUUCAUGGUGAUGUGUGGUAUCCCAUCUUGUCACAAAGCUCCAAGAUGAUGAUCAUUGCUACUGGUUUCAGUGCAGGUUCUUUUGAGGCUGAUUUUAAAGGAGUCUCACCUGGUUGUAUGCAUAUGAGUACACUUACCAAUGAAAAUUAUGUGUUAUCUGGGAACUGCAAUAACACUUGCAUGUGGAUUAUUCCUCCUCAAAACAUUCCUGGCUCCACUCUUUUGUUACACCUCCAGUAUAUAUCUUUGUCUAAAGAUGAUUCUGUUGUGAUAUACAAGUUAGAUGCUGAUAGAACACAAAUAGGUAACUUUGAUGUCUCCCAAAAUAAUGUACCCAAAUUGAGUAUCCCAGCCUCGACUGGUGCAAUGGUCCGGAUUACUCGUAAAGCUUGCGUUAAACCUGACAAUGUUGUUUUGGUUGGACACUCUAGCUUCAUCCCAGUUUGUGGUGGUAUAUUGAACUUGAAAGCAUUGGAAACCUUUCACAUUACAUCACCUCUCUUCCCUGACACUUAUCCCCUGUUCUCUAACUGUAACUGGACUAUUGUUGCACCAAAGGAUAGUUUGAUUCACCUAACAUUCAAUAAGAUGUCAUUGGUACCAGAACAUUGCAUCAGAAUUUUCAACACCAAGAAAAAUACUACCUUAGAGUACAGUGGCUCUAAUUUACCGGAUGAUCUUUUUGUUUCUAAUGGUUCAUUCGUGGAGUUCAUAUCUGAUAAGUGCAAAACUUCAAAAUCCCCUCCAUCACUCACUUCUUCUGAAGGUUUCACACUCAAUGGAACCGUUGCUGAAUGUGGAGAUGUCUUGGAUAAAGAUCUUUCUGGUCAAUUUAUGGUAAAUGUAUCAGUUCCGACUCAGACUUUGUGCAUGUGGAAAAUAUCAGUUCCUGCUAGCAACAAUGCUAUGGAGGGUUCCGUGAAUAUCAUAGCCUAUAACAUAUCUACAAAAGCAGAGAAAGAUAAUUAUGAGAUGAAAGUGUUUGAUGGUGCGUCCAUUCGAGAACCCCAAAUUGUAAACAUGAGUUCUUCUGAAGUGUGGAGUCGAAAGAACAGCAUCAUUAUUAUCUACAAGCGUUUGAAUGUAUCAUUGCCCUCAACGAUUUUCCACAUUGAUUACAAAACUAUAACUUGCAACUCAUCCAUGCUGUGUGAAAACAAAAUCUGCAUGCAUCCUGACUGGGUAUGUAAUGGUCGCAAUGAUUGUGGAGAUUAUUCUGAUGAAAAGAACUGUGAUACUUCACCCCCACCUCCCGUCAUACAGCAAUUUGGAUAUUCUGAAACUACAUUUUGGGUAACUCUCUUCUGUAUGUUAGGUACGGGUAUAGUUUUUGGUAUCGUUGGUAAAGUUUUCUACGAGAAAUACAAGAAUGGACAAUACCAUCGUUUUAGUGAUAUUUCUGUUAUUGAGUAAUAUCUGGAUUGUUAUAUCAAUUGAAAGCAUUUUUUUUUUUUUUGUUGUUCAAAAAUACUUUUAUCAAAGUAUCCAGCAUUUGUUUUGAAGUAGAAUUUCAUGUUCUCAGCUGAAUGUGGUUAUUGAAUUAAGUUUUGUGUUAUGUAUUUAACAUUUUGCAUUCAAACAAGACUGGUUAGUGGUAUGUUAUCUAAUUGUUACAAUGUAAUUUAUUUUAUUACAAUACCUUUUUAAUAAUUUGAAAGGUGUGAUAAUUAUAUCGUCCAAAUGCUUUCUGGUAAGGAAAUACAAAGUAAAGCACCAUUUAUAUGUUUUUCAUAUUUCAGGAUGGUUUAGAUUCAUUUUAAUGACAAAUCAUGUGUGUUUAUAGAGUAGUUUUAUUGGAAGCAAAAUUUAUUCUCAUUGUUUUGACUAUUUCUCUUUAAUAACUGAACUUCUAGGGAAAAAUAGUACAAAAGCAGAUGUUUCACCUAGAAGGCAUUGUUUGAAUUAGUAAUUACUUUGCAAGACUAAUGUUUCAAAAUAUUAUUUUAAGUAAGAAAAAACAUAUAAAUGGCUCUUUACUGUAAUUUUUUUAAACAUUCCCUAGAAAUAAUUAUUAAAUUUUUCUUAGAAGUUUAUGUAAUCAUAGUUACAAAUGGGAAUGAAUCUCUUCAAACUUUUAAACAUCACUCUAAAUUUUUAAUUAUUAACUGCAUUUGUAACUUACUUAUUACAAUUUAAGUAGCUGAUAUUAACCUUUAAAAUAAUAUUUUCCUUAAUUUGUAAUUACCACAGAAUUUGUGUAAUCCCCUGAAUUAUUGUUGAUGGGUGAAUCAUUAAAUUUAAAUUUUCUUCUUUCAAUUGUGGAGACUAUGGUAUUCCAAUUUGUUAAUUUUAUAUGAUUACCUACUAAUUAUAUUGUUAAAAUCAGAUGUAAUUUUAAAUACUGCAAAUCUUUACGAUUGCCAAAUUUGUCAAUCAAAAUAUUUCUCAUGUUUUAUAUUAAAUAAAAAUUUCUAAGCAAAAUUUUUCUGUGAUGAUCAUUGUACACUAUCUUAUGCGAUUAUUUUGUAAAGAAAAUAAAACUGAAGAAAAUUA
Messenger RNA from Parasteatoda tepidariorum (common house spider), 4065 nucleotides. RefSeq names its product cubilin. The record is from RefSeq and is a predicted model, not a curated record. Gene Ontology annotation, molecular function: protein binding. Lineage: Eukaryota; Metazoa; Arthropoda; Arachnida; Araneae; Theridiidae.